Conger conger (European conger) is the source of this 2537-nucleotide messenger RNA. RefSeq lists its product as uncharacterized. Gene Ontology annotation, molecular function: carbohydrate binding. NCBI's taxonomy places the organism in Eukaryota, Metazoa, Chordata, Actinopteri, Anguilliformes, Congridae. The transcript is spliced from 20 exons. The coding region runs from base 94 to 2211 and encodes 705 amino acids. The record is from RefSeq and is a predicted model, not a curated record.
CAGGGAGAGGACUUUCAGCUCCUCUUUAUUGUCACCUCUGAGGGCUACCAGAUCAAAAUAAACAGCAGUGACUAUCACCUGUUCAAACACCGCAUGCCAGUGGAGGAGGUGGAUGCCAUUCGCAUUCUGGGAGACUUUGAUUUGAACCUAAUGAACAUCAUCGGGGGAGGAAAAGGGUUCAUCCAGGGAUACCCAGGCCUUGGACAGAUGAUGAGCAUCCCAUACGUUGGGUCCAUCUACGGUGGCCUGAGGAAGGGCAUGUCUGUGCACAUCCAGGGAGCGGUUCCCAGUGACGCCACCAGGUUCCACAUCAGCCUGCAGUGUGCUGAGGCCAGAUGUAGCAACAAAGCCUUGUACAUCAACCCCCGCUUCAUCCCUGCCGGGGUGGUCGUAUUCAACAGCUUCAUGGAGGGCAAAUUCGAGGAGCAGGAGAGGCCCACCGAUAUGCCCUUAGAGCUGGGGGAGAGCUUUGACAUUGUCAUCGUUGUCAAAGAAGAGGGCUACCAGGUGAAUGUAAAUGGCAGAGAGUUUUACAUGUUCAAGCAUCGUAUGCCAGUGGAGAGGGUGCUGGCCGUGGCCAUUGGUGGAGACGUGUACGUGGGGUCCGUCAACAUCACAGGGAAAGACACAUAUACCCAGCCCAUCCCUGGUGGUUUGAAGGCGGGGACGUAUCUGUACUUUCGGGGAUCUCUUCCCACCCAUAACUCUAACAGGUUCCACCUUAACCUGCAGGCUGGGGAUGAUCUUGCCUUACACUUCAAUCCCCGAAUCCAAAGCAGAAUUGUGGCGCUUAACUCCAGGUUGAACAAUGGAUGGGGCAAGCAGGAAAACGUUGAGGAGUUCCCCUUCCGGAAGGGGGAACCCUUCGAGUUGGUCUUCUUUGUCACUUCAGAGGGAUACGAGGCCGAUGCUCCCUCCCUCAACAUCGAUGGCGGCCUGAAGCCAGGAAUGUCUCUGUACUUCGAAGGAACGGUUCACACUGACACCAGAAGAUUCGCCAUUAACCUGGUGUCUGGGGAUAAUGACAUUCUACUACACUUCAACCCCCGAUUCGAACCUGACGUAUUGGUGAUGAACACCGAGGCAAAUGGAUGGCAAAAUGAGGAAAGGGAGGACUGCCCCCUUCAGAAGGGAAAGGACUUUCAGCUGCUCUUCAAGGUCACCUCCGAGGCCUACGAGAUCAUUGUUAAUGGCAGUAAUGUACACACGUACAAGCACCGCUUGCCAGUGGAACAGGUGACCCACAUCGGAAUCCGUGGGGGCGUUACUAUGCAAACCGUCAAGGUCUUCAAGGAACAAGGAAUCAUAAAGGUGUAUCCAGGACCAGGAAAUGUGAAGGAUGGAGGACAUUCCCAGGACAUUGAUGGCGGUUUAAGGCCAGGAAUGUCUCUAUGCCUCCAAGGAACAGCUCCCGAGGGGAACCCGGACAGAUUCAACAUUGACCUGAUGUCUGGGGAUGACAUCGUAUUGCACUUCAAAGUGUAUUACAGGUUUGGGUUAGUUGUGUUCAACACCAAGGUGGGAGGUUGGCAGCGUGAGGAGAGGGUCGGUGAUCAGCCCAUCCAAGCAGGAAGGAACUUUGACCUUAUCUUCAAUGUCACUUUAAAAGGCUACCAGGUGAUCAUUAAUGAACGUCCGUUCUACCUCUACAAGCACCGCAUGGCAGCGGAUAGUGUGACCACCAUGUGUAUCGGAGGAGACGUCUCCUUCCACGCAAUCAACAUCAUCAGGGACAGUACAGGCGGUGAGGAAACAGGCUACAACUGGAGAUUCCUGCCUAUGUUGAGCACACAACCAACCUACAACCCGUCCAUUCCCUUCUCCACGAUGAUCCCCGAGGGGAUGAGUCUUAAGAAGACCAUGGUUUUUGGUGGCAGAGUGCUAUCUGGAGCCGACAGGUUCGCUUUUGACUUCAUUGCGAGCAGCACUGGAGACAGAGUCUUUCAUUUUAACCCACGGCUAAAGGAGAACUCGGUGGUGCGGAACAGCUAUAUUCGUAAGAGUUGGGGGUCGGAGGAGAGCUAUGUAAAAUCCAACCCUUUCCGUGAGGGCGAGUUCUUUGAGGUCAUGAUUCGGUGUGGGAGGCAGAAGUUUAAAGUUUUCGCAAACGGGAAGCACAUGUUUGACUAUUGGCACCGUUUCCAGCUAUUUACUGAGAUCGACAGCCUGACCAUCCAGGGGGAUGUGCAGCUGCUCUACGUACUUAUCUGAGCCUUGCUGUUCUGAACUUACUACUCUGAUACCCUACUGUGAUGACUGAUGUCACAGUUCUGAUACUUUCCUUUCAUGUCACUGUUCUCAUAUCCUGCUGUGAUAUCACUCUUCCAAUGUCACUGUUCUGAUACCUGAUGUCACUGUUCUGAUGCCCUGCUUUGAAGCCCCCUCACAUCCUAGCUUUUAGUCCUAGAUGCCCACUACAGAGUCCACAGUUUCCUGCCUCAUUCCUCUGCCUUCCUCUCAUUAAGGCUGUUUGUUUACUGGUGUUAGGGGCUGUGUUUCAUUAAAGAAACUUAAUAAACAUUUUCAUGCAUUUUAAA